ACACACUAACCCGGCGAUCGGAGACUCGUCGCAACAAAAGUAAAAUCAACAAAUUUCAGGAAGAUCCGAAGAAGAAGAAAACGAUGCCUCUGAGUGCGACAAUGGUCGGAGCUUUACUGGGUCUCGGUACCCAGAUGUACUCCAACGCCCUCCGUAAACUCCCUUACAUGCGCCAUCCGUGGGAACAUGUUGUGGGUAUGGGACUUGGUGCUGUGUUCGCGAACCAGCUCGUGAAAUGGGAUGUGAAGCUUAAGGAAGAUCUCGAUGUGAUGCUCGCUAAAGCUAGAGCUGCUAAUGAGCGCCGUUACUUUGAUGAAGAUCGGGAUUAGUUAUUGAGUUACCUUUGAAGUCUUCAGAAAAGAAACUAUCUUCCUCUGAAGUCACCUCAAGUGCUUGUUAUGUUUGUUUUCACUGUAAAAGCUUUUCUUCUCCUUGUCUUUAGAGCUGAGUUCUCUUUUGCUUUGGCACUGGAGUACUUUUCAUUCAAUGUUUUUGGUUAUGAACAUAAAGAUUUGUGCUUUCACAAUCUGAAUCUGUUUGUACCUGGUUAAUAAUGGUGAAUGAUAAACCUUGCAAUCCU
Molecule: messenger RNA, 580 nt
Organism: Capsella rubella
Lineage: Eukaryota; Viridiplantae; Streptophyta; Magnoliopsida; Brassicales; Brassicaceae
Exons: 3
Coding region: 84-329 (81 amino acids)
Source: RefSeq, a predicted model, not a curated record